AUGUCUAAUCCACUGGUCCACCAUCAGAUGUACCACUUUUUCCACCAUCUCUGUUCCACUGUUCUACCAUCAGAUGUUCCACUUUUCCACCAUCACAUCUUUCAGUGUUCCACCGUCAAAGGCUGUGUUGUUCCACCAUCAGAUGUUCCACUGUUCCACUGUUCCACCAUUAGAUGUUUUACUGUUGCGCCACGAGAGGUUCUACUGUUCCACCAUUAGAUGAUCCACUGUUCCACUAUCAGAUGUUCGACUUUUCCACCAUCAGGUGUUCCACUGUUCCACGAUUAGAUUUUCCACUGUUCCACCAUCAGAGGUUCUACUGUUCCACCAUCAGAUUUUCCACUUUUCCACCUUCUCUGUUUAACUGUUCCACCAUCAGAUGUACCAGUGUGCCACCAUCUUUGUUCCACUGUUCCACCAUUAGACGUUCCAGUGUUCCACCAUCAAAUGUCGUGCUGCUCGACCAUCAGAAUGCUACACUGUUCUACUGUCAGAUGUUCCACUGUUCCACCAUCAGGUAUUCCAGUGGUCCACCAUUAGAUUUUCCACUGUUCCACCAUCAGAGGUUCUACUGUUCCACCAUCAGAUGUUCCACUGUUCCAACAUCUCUGUUUAAUAUUUAUUUAAAAUAAUAUUUAUUGCUUAUAGCGCGCAAAUUAAGGUUCGAAUAUGAUCAAAUGCGCGUUACAUCUAAGAUACCUAGAAACUAUAAACAAAAGCAAAAGAAAACUAUUCCACCAUCUCUGUUACACUGUUCCACCAUCAGAUGUUCUACCAUCAGAUGAUCCACUGUUCCACUGUUCCACCAUCAGGUAUUCCACUGUUCCACCAUUAGAUGUUCCAUUGUUCCACAUUCUACCAUCUCUGUUGCACUGUUCUACCACCAGAUGUACCAUUGUUCCACCAUCUCUGUUCCACUGUUUCACCAUCAGAUCUUUCAGUGUUCCACCAUCAAAUGUUGUGCUUUUCCACCAUCAGGUGUUCCACUCUUUUACUCUUCCACCAUAAGAUGUCUUAUGUUGCACCAUCAGAGGUUCAACUGUUCCACCAUCAGAUGCUCUACUGUUCCAUCAUCCCUAUUCCACUGUUCUACUAUCAGAUGUUACACUGUUCCACUAUCAGAGGUUCUAGUGUUCCACGAUCAGAUGUUCGACUGUUCCACCAUCACUGUUCCACUGUUCCACCACCAGAUGUUCCACUGUUCCACUAUCAGAUGUUAGACUGUUCCACCGUCUCUCUUCCACUGUUUCACCAUCAGAUGUUCGGCUGUUGAAGCACCAGAUGUUCCACUUUCCACCACCAGAUGUUUCACUUUUCCACCACCACAUGUUCCACUGUUCUACCGUCACAUGUGCUACUGUUCCACUGUUCCACCAUACGAUGUUAUACUGUUCCACCAUGAGAGGUUCUACUGUUCCAUCAUUCGUGUUCCACUGUUCCACUAUCAGAUGUUACGCUGUUUCAUCAUCAGAUGUUUUACUGUUCCACCAACAGAUGUUCCACUGUUCCACCAUUAGAUGUUCCACUGUUCCACCAUCAGAUGUUCCACUGUUCAACCAUCAGCUUUUCCACUGUCUCACCAUUAGGUAUUCCACUGUUCCACCAUUUGAUGUUCCACUGUUACCAUCAGAUAUUAUCUGUUCCACCGUCACAUGUUCCACUGUUCCACCAUCUCUGUUCCAGCUUUCCACUAUCAGAUGUUCCACUGUUCCAACAUCAG
Molecule: messenger RNA, 1720 nt
Organism: Porites evermanni
Lineage: Eukaryota; Metazoa; Cnidaria; Anthozoa; Scleractinia; Poritidae
Source: the annotation of a GenBank genome assembly